GUCUCCAAUUAAUGAUUCAAUAGCGCGAUAUGACUUAAUGAUUUUUAACGUAUGAACGAAAAGUGGAAAGAUCCAACAAGCCGACGGAAAGAAACCAAAGAAAGCACAUGUACAUUUAAAUAAAUAGGUAUAUCAGAUUAGUCUAGACGUUUUACACGUGAUAAUUAUACGAAAAUGGCGAUGAGUCCGAGUACAAAGCAAAAAAUUGCAAUUGUUUUAGAUGUCAGCAAAACUAUAUUUCAUUGGGGAUUUAUUCCUGCUAUAUUAUUUUUAGGAUUUAGAAAAGGUGCUGACCCAGGCAUGCCUCAAUUAUCAAUUAUAAACUUAUUAUGGCAAUAAAAAAUAGCUACUUUGACAUUACUUUGUCUUAUAUUUCAUGAAGAUAUUUCCACAGCUUGACCAGCUAUAUUUAUUCAUUUCCAUUAAAUUCAAUGUAAAUUUAUUUCUAUAGUUAUAACUAAAAUUAUUAACAGGAGAAUGUCAUCUUUAUGUUGAGUUAAGCAAAAUAAAAAUUUUCUAGUAAAAAUUUGAA
Messenger RNA from Bombus pyrosoma, 532 nucleotides. RefSeq names its product mitochondrial import receptor subunit TOM7 homolog (gene Tom7). Gene Ontology annotation, biological process: protein import into mitochondrial matrix. The coding region runs from base 175 to 339 and encodes 54 amino acids. Lineage: Eukaryota; Metazoa; Arthropoda; Insecta; Hymenoptera; Apidae. The transcript has 4 exons. The record is from RefSeq and is a predicted model, not a curated record. Gene Ontology annotation, cellular component: mitochondrial outer membrane translocase complex.